AUCAACAAAGCAUCCAAGUCACGAACUUCAAGUCAACAACAUCGCAAUUAGGAACAUUGAGAUUAAAUCAAACCCGAACUAACAUCACAUCACAUCCAAGCAACCCACCAUGUCCCGCCCCGUCGUCUUCAUCACCGGCUCCACCGGCUUCAUCGGCACGCACGUCGUCAUCGCCACGCUCAAAGCCGGCUACGGCGUGCGCCUGAGCAUCCGCAAAGCCGAGCAAGAAGCCGGCCUGCGAGAGCGCCAUGCCGAGUUCAACGACAGAAUCGAGACCGUCGUCGUGUCCGACAUGUCGAAGCGGGAAUCCUUCAAGGCGGUUCUCCAGGGCGUCGACUUCAUCUUCCACCUCGCGUCUCCCAUGCCCGGAAGCGGCUCCGACGUGAAGAAAGACUACAUCGAGCCCGCCGUCAACGCGACAGAGUCAAUCCUCUACGCCGCCCUAGACUUCCCGCAGAUCCAGAAAGUCGUCAUCGUAUCGUCCAUCCUGGCACUGACGCCCGUGACGGCGCUGGGAUCCAAGGUGGUGAAGGUAAAAGACAACACCGGCGAAGUCAUCCCCGUGGACCUGAACGCGCCAUUCCCAGACGGCGUCCGCGGCCACGGCAUGAAAUACGCGGCCUCCAAGAUCUUCGCGCACCAAGCGACGCGCGAAUUCAUGAAAUCCCACCGUCCCCACUACGCCCUGAUCACGCUGCACCCGGUCUUCGUCCUAGGCGAGAACCUGCUCCAGACCACCCCGGAGGAGAUCCACGGCAUGAACGCGCUUCUCUGGGCGUCGAUCAACUCCGAGCAGCCCCAGAUCGCGAACGCGUGGGUGCAUGUUCGCGACGUCGCGGACGCGCACGUCAAGGCGCUGGAGACGAAGAUUGCGUCCGGGACGGAGUUUCUGCUCUGCAGGCCGCCGGUGUCUUGGGAGGGGGUGGCUCGGUUCGUGAAGACGGAGUAUCCGGCUGUGGGGUGUAAGUUGGAAGGGCCGUUCGAAGGGGGGUGGGAGAUUGAUACCUCGUCUGCGGAUCGGAUUCUGGGACUGAAGUGGAGGUCCGAGGAGGAGAUUCUGAGGGAUGUUAUUCGGCAGCAGGGGUUUUAA
Aspergillus heteromorphus CBS 117.55 is the source of this 1090-nucleotide messenger RNA. RefSeq names its product putative 3-beta hydroxysteroid dehydrogenase/isomerase. Lineage: Eukaryota; Fungi; Ascomycota; Eurotiomycetes; Eurotiales; Aspergillaceae. The coding region runs from base 110 to 1090 and encodes 326 amino acids. The record is from RefSeq and is a predicted model, not a curated record. Gene Ontology annotation, molecular function: oxidoreductase activity, acting on the CH-OH group of donors, NAD or NADP as acceptor. The transcript is spliced from 2 exons.